Messenger RNA from Helianthus annuus (common sunflower), 1034 nucleotides. RefSeq names its product iron-sulfur cluster co-chaperone protein HscB homolog. Lineage: Eukaryota; Viridiplantae; Streptophyta; Magnoliopsida; Asterales; Asteraceae. Gene Ontology annotation, molecular function: ATPase activator activity; protein-folding chaperone binding. Gene Ontology annotation, biological process: [2Fe-2S] cluster assembly; protein complex oligomerization. The coding region runs from base 64 to 882 and encodes 272 amino acids. The transcript is spliced from 6 exons. The record is from RefSeq and is a predicted model, not a curated record.
CCACUUUUGGCAUAUACAGCAACACCAAAAACACCCUGCUUCAUUUAAAAUCAAUCUCCCAAAAUGUGGAAAACCCUAGUUAAACCCCACAUAUCAACCCUAACUCGAAGAACCCUAACUCACUCAAUCUCCCUCCAAUUACUCGAACAAAACAUCAUCCAAUCGCAAAAUCAACCACAUUUCUCCACUCUCUGCACCUUCACCACCACCGAACGACCAACAAUUUCGAAAACCCCCAAAAUCCAUUUCAUUCGGAGCUCCGAAUUUCUCGGAAACAGUUCCAGCUUCUGUUCUGCAGCAUCUGUUGAGGAAACCAGCUGCUGUUGGAAUUGCAAGACUCAAAAACCGUUUCUGAUUUGUGAAUCGUGUGGAUGUGUUCAACCUGUUGAUCAUUCGGUUGAUUACUUUAGGAUUUUUGGGUUAGAGAGGAAGUUUGAUAUUGAGGAUGGAAGUCUAGAAGGAAUCUAUAAAAACUGGCAGAAAAAGCUGCAUCCUGAUCUGGUUCACACAAGAUCUAAGGAAGAAAGAGAGUAUGCUGCUGAACAGUCUGCUAGGGUUAUCGAUGCUUAUACUACGCUUCGUAAGCCGUUGUUGAGAGCGAUUUAUCUAAUGAGGCUUGAAGGUGUUGAAGUAGAUGAAGAACAAACUGUCUCAGAACCGGAAUUGUUAGGCGAGAUCAUGGAAAUUAGGGAAGCUGUGGAAGAAGCCGCUGAUUCUCAAGCGCUAAAAAAUAUCCAAUCGCAGAUGGAAGAAAAACUGCGGCAUUGGUCCAAUUCCUUUGCAAAUGCUUUUGGGAGUAAAAGUUAUGAUGAAGCCAUAAAAUCGAUUCAGAGAAUGACAUAUUACCAUCGCGUGAACGAAGAGAUUGUUAAGAAGCUAUAGUUUUGUUACCUCUUUAUAUGAAACUUCCAAAUUUUAUUUAUUUUUUUAUUUUCUUGAUUUAUAUAAAGUAUAAACUAUAAACCCAUUGAAGGCAAUGAUUUGAAUGUUGUAGCCUGUUGCUGGAAAUGAAUAAAGAAAAUGCUUCUGUCAUU